Messenger RNA from Caenorhabditis briggsae, 939 nucleotides. NCBI's taxonomy places the organism in Eukaryota, Metazoa, Nematoda, Chromadorea, Rhabditida, Rhabditidae. The transcript has 4 exons. The coding region runs from base 1 to 939 and encodes 312 amino acids. The record is from RefSeq and is a predicted model, not a curated record.
AUGGGUUUAAGGAUUUGUACUAUUCUGAGUUUGGAAGCAGAGAUGCGAACUUUGAAACCAGCGAAUUUGAGGAAAAUCAUGAAGAAGGGACUUCCAGAUGAAAUUUUAAAAAUUCUAGAAGAGAGCAAGCUGGAUGUGAUUAUAAAAAUGGAAAAGUUCCGUCUCUUCAACGGGACCACCUACGAAAAACUGAAGAGGGAACGUUUGGGACGGACCCGGACCUCCAAACCGAACAUGGAAAAAUUGGCGCCAACCGAUAUUUUCUAUAAAAAAUCCAACUCGAAUUUUGCGUUCACCAUUGGCAACAAGAACAUUUUCAAAGUGUCAGAAAAGGAGAAAAAUCUGGUGUACCUUCUAACCGGACCAUUUUUGGGUCAAUCGGAAAAGAAUUUCGGAAUUCCAGAUGGUGCAAAGUCCAUUUCUUUUGUUCACCAGGGAUUUGAGUUCGCUUCCAAUAACUGCAUGAGUUUUAAGCCGACGUUUGAGGUGGAGAACCCGGAAAAUUGUUAUAUGGAGUACUAUUUUAAAAGUCCGGACGUUCAAAUUGCUUAUUGGAAGGAGAAGGAUCAGGCGCCACGUGUGGCUGGAGUUUGUUGGUGGUUUGGAAGAGAUUCCGACGAACAAUACAAUCUUUGCACAAUUUUUGAAAUUGAACGGGACCAACUACUCGAAGAUAUCUAUAAACUCCGUCGAGAGCUCAAAAACCAAGCAAAAUCCGAUAGAAUUGCUCAACAAAACACAGAAUCUCUAGUUAAUUGCCCAAUUUUGAAGAUAUGUGAAACUAUGGAAGGCGAGAAAAGAGUCCAAAUGAGAUACGAGCUGGCAAAUCGCGAGAAAUUGGAGGAGAAUUUGAAAGAAAUCGGAGAAAUCGAAGCUGUCAUGGAUGGUUUGGUUGAGGUGGUGGCGCAGAAAAUCAAAGGAUAUUUGCCGUUUGUGUGA